UCCCUUGAUACCCAUUUCUCACCAACCACAAAAACCCAAACAUCAUCAACCUUAAAAACCCAAUAUACUCGAGAACAGAGCAUCUCAAUGGCUAUGGCUUCUAAUUCACAAACUAAAUCGGCAAGAAAAUCCCAAUUAACCCCAAAUCCAAAUCCCACUUGGGCAGUCCCAAUCCGAACCACCUUCCGAACUUCCCUCGCCGUUCUAACCGCCCUCCUCCUCGUCACCGCCGUUUAUUUGACGCAAAACAGAGCACAAGUUUCAGAAAAUUACAGAGCCGGCGGCUAUGGCGGUGGCGGUGGCGGAUGCGACUUGUUUACUGGGAAGUGGGUUUUUGACAAUGAGUCUUAUCCGCUUUAUAAGGAGAGCGAGUGCGUUUUCAUGUCGGAUCAGUUGGCGUGUGAGAAAUUUGGGAGAAGGGAUUUGGGGUAUCGGAACUGGCGGUGGCAGCCGGAAGAAUGUGAGCUUCCGAGGUUUAAUGCAACAGCGCUGCUGCAGAGGUUGAGGAAUAAGAGGAUGGUGUUUGUGGGAGAUUCGUUGAAUCGUGGGCAGUGGGUUUCGAUGGUUUGCCUCGUCGGCUCUGUUAUUCCGCCGUCUCUGCAGUCCAUGCAGAGCGAUGGCUCCUUGAUAAUCUUCAAGGCCACUGAAUACAAUGCGACAAUUGAGUUUUACUGGUCCCCACUGAUGGUGGAGUCAAAUUCGGAUGAUCCAGUCAACCAUAGAUUGCCAGAUCGGAUUGUGAGAGUAAAAGCCAUCGAGAAGCAUGCAAGGCAUUGGGCCGAGGCCCACAUACUCAUUUUCAACACUUAUCUUUGGUGGAGAAGGCCCAGGAUUAAAGCCCUGUUUGGAUCGUUUGAAGAUGAAGAAACAAGUAGCUUAAAAUUAGUGAAGAUGAGACGAGGAUAUGAGAUGGCUUUAAAGACUUGGUCAGAUUGGUUGGAAGUUAAUAUAGAUCCAAACAACACCCAAUUGUUCUUCAUGAGCAUGUCACCCAUUCACGAUAGGGGAGAGGAAUGGGGUAGAGCCAAAGGUGAAAAUUGUUAUGGUGAAACAGAGCAAAUUACAAAAGUUGGGUACAAAGGAGAUGGGACAGAUCCAAAGAUGAUGAAGAUAGUGGAGAAUGUACUAAAUGACUUGAAAACAAGAGGAUUGAAUGUACAAAUGAUUAACAUUACACAACUUUCAGAAUAUAGAAAAGAAGCUCACCCAUCAAUUUAUAGGAAGCAAUGGGAGCCAUUGAAGGAAGACCAAAUUUCAAAUCCAAGUUCUUAUGCAGAUUGUAUCCAUUGGUGCCUUCCUGGUGUGCCUGAUGUUUGGAAUGAGCUUCUUUAUGCUUAUAUUUUUCAAUCCACUACACACUAACCAAAAUUUGAAAUAGUUGUUUCUUUUUUCUUUGUCAAAUUUUGUAAUUGUCACUAAACAAAUUCACUUCAAACGAACCCUCCAUAAGAAAUAGAAGGGUUUAUGAGAGAAGAUUGAUAGAUUGAAUGAUAAUAGCCCCUCACAUUUUAAUGUAAAAA
Molecule: messenger RNA, 1520 nt
Organism: Benincasa hispida (wax gourd)
Lineage: Eukaryota; Viridiplantae; Streptophyta; Magnoliopsida; Cucurbitales; Cucurbitaceae
Gene: TBL34
Product: TRICHOME BIREFRINGENCE-LIKE 34
Cellular component (GO): Golgi apparatus
Molecular function (GO): O-acetyltransferase activity
Source: RefSeq, a predicted model, not a curated record